UACGACGCAACCGACACAUUUUCUUCAGCAGCCUGUGGUUUCUGUGGUGAAGGUGGUGGUUGGCGCUCUUCUUUUAGGCUUGCUGAUGACCCAAUUUGGGCAGCAACGCUUGUCUGUGGAGUAAGAGGAUCGGCAGGUCGUGGCGAGUUUGUCGCAGACGCUUGA
This is a messenger RNA of Haemonchus placei, 165 nucleotides long. The record is from the annotation of a GenBank genome assembly. Lineage: Eukaryota; Metazoa; Nematoda; Chromadorea; Rhabditida; Trichostrongylidae.